GGCAAAGUUUGCAGCUUCAGACACAUGGACACAUGGAAACACUGCUCACGCAGUUUACUUUUUUAACCAUUUGAUCCCAGCCAAUCACAGUUUAGCUGUUCACGCAUCUCACUCCUUGAGGUUUAGUUAUAAAAAAUCUUUGGUGAGAUCGCUUACUGAGUGAGGGUGACCAACUGAAGAGUGGCUCCAAACUUUUCUACAACUGUUUUUGUGUGCGUUCAGAUACUACUUUCUCCCUCUUCUCUCUAUUCCUUAUCUUCUAUCCUCCUAGCGCCAUGUCGAACGAGGAGCGGACUUUCAUUGCCAUCAAGCCAGACGGAGUUCAGAGGAGGCUUGUCGGAGAAAUCAUCAAGAGAUUUGAGCUAAAGGGCUUCAAAAUGGUGGGGAUGAAAUUCGUCCAGGCCCCGGAGUCUCUGCUGAGGGAGCACUACGCUGAUCUAGAGGACAGACCUUUCUUCCCAGGCCUCGUCAGCUACAUGACUUCAGGACCAGUGGUGGCCAUGGUGUGGGAAGGGUUCAACGUGGUGAAGACCGGCAGAGUAAUGCUGGGAGAGACCAACCCUGCGGACUCCAAACCCGGCACCAUCCGAGGGGACUACUGCAUCCAAGUGGGCAGGAACAUCAUCCAUGGCAGUGACUCCAUAGAGAGUGCCAACACAGAGAUCAACCUGUGGUUCAAACCUGAGGAGCUUUGCAGCUACACUAGCUGCUCUACCAGCUGGCUCUACUGAUCUAGGAUCAGUUUACCAUCCACAAACCCUAACCAUUAGGACUAGGAGGGGGAAUGUAAAACUGGUCUUAGAUCAGAGACAACUUCAUCCUACUCUAGCUGGCGACUGAGGACCAUUUACUAUGGUAAAUGUGUGUUUGACUGUCUGUUUUGUUCAACUGAGCUUUCCAAUAAAAAAAGUCACAACCCCA
Molecule: messenger RNA, 921 nt
Organism: Salvelinus sp. IW2-2015
Lineage: Eukaryota; Metazoa; Chordata; Actinopteri; Salmoniformes; Salmonidae
Product: nucleoside diphosphate kinase A-like
Biological process (GO): CTP biosynthetic process; GTP biosynthetic process; UTP biosynthetic process
Molecular function (GO): nucleoside diphosphate kinase activity
Source: RefSeq, a predicted model, not a curated record